Molecule: messenger RNA, 855 nt
Organism: Esox lucius (northern pike)
Lineage: Eukaryota; Metazoa; Chordata; Actinopteri; Esociformes; Esocidae
Exons: 5
Coding region: 91-807 (238 amino acids)
Source: RefSeq, a predicted model, not a curated record
CUAUGUAUCUGUCCAUGUAUGGUAACGAAAAGAAAGACCCUCCAGUGGAAUAGUCAAGUGUCUCAGUCACGCCAGUGAAUGUGAGUUAAUAUGGAGAUGCAGUUGAUAGUCCUGAUUGUCCUACACUUGGUCUCUUCAGUGUCCUCCACUAUGACCAGAGUGGUCAAACCUGGGGAGACUGUCUGUAUGUCCUGUAACGUACCUAUGAAGACCUCGACAAUGUGGUUCGGACAAGAGAGCAACAAGACGCCCUUUGUCAUCAUUUUGGCCAAACUGAGUGAAGUUAAGAAAAAGGAAGUUCUAAAUAAAUUCCUCCACGGCAACAACAAUGCAUUCAGCACAAAGUUAGAGGACAACGGCUCCAUCAGUCUGACCAUCAGCAACAUUAAUGAGUCUUUGCUGGGAUUCUACUAUUGUACUUCAGGAAUCGACAAAGAUCUUACAGUUGGAUCCGGUUACAUUCUUGAAUAUGAGAAGGGCAGUGUUUCACCUAAAAGAGAUGAUGAUGAGAAACUGGAUGGAUUUUCAACAGGUCCUCCUGAGUCUUCAGAAUGUCCUCCUGGGUGUUCGGGGCAGUGCUGGGUGCUGAUGGCCAUUUUGUGUCCUCUCAGUGCUGCUUUAGUGGGACUGUUGGCCUUUAUUCUUACCUGGAUCCUUCACAGAAAAGGAAAAAAUGAAUCAGACAGAAUAAAAACAGACCAGGGACACAGCAACGAUGAACAGGGAGGGGAAGAGGGAGUUCUUUACAGCUCCUUGCGUUUCUCAAAGGAAGAUCAUCGUGGCAAAAGAACAAUCACACAUCAUUAAUGUGAUCCUGUGUAUCUUUAUCAGCUAUUGUUACAUUUAGAACAUGCU